Molecule: messenger RNA, 653 nt
Organism: Cuscuta epithymum
Lineage: Eukaryota; Viridiplantae; Streptophyta; Magnoliopsida; Solanales; Convolvulaceae
Source: the annotation of a GenBank genome assembly
GCCAGGCACACUUCACUCAGCUGAUCAUUAUUGUAGCGUAUUUAUAUACUCCUAGUUAUUAUAUGCUUGAGAUGAUGAGGAUAACCCAUCAGCAGGUGCUCCAUUUUUUUCUCAAUUGCCUCCUGUUUGCAGCGCUUUUGCUCUCUAGCGCCUUGGACAACACCAUUUCCACUGCUCAAGCCAUGCGCCCCCUGCAUCAAUUUAAUUUCGGAAGAAACCCGCCGGAGCUUAUCAAUGGACACUUUCAUCAAGCUGCUUCAGUUAAAGAGAGGAAGUUGAUAGUUGGACCACCCUCCGGACCAAAUCCAGGACCCCCAAAUUCGAGACACGUUCUUCACACAACGCAGAAUGGAUCACCACCAGGCCCUUAAAGUCAAGGAUGAGAGCUCCGUUUACCUUGCUUGAUUUGAUUUGUUUGCCACCAUGAGUUGCAAAUUAGUUUGCAACUCAUAUAUACUGGCAUGCAUAAGACUUGUGGAAUAUAAAUAUUUUGGAGUAUAUCUUUGAAGUUUGGGUUCAUACCUUCAAUAACAAUGUGUUGAAUAAAUAUUCAAAAACAAAAAACAAUGUGUUGAAUAAUGAAAUAACAUAGUGUUGGAUAAUUUAAUAUUUGAUAAAUUAAUGCUGUUAUAAGUACAAAUAAAUUUCAAUCU